GAGAUCCAUAAUCCUGGCAGAAACUGGACACAGCGGAGCUGAAUGUGGUGGGAGGCUUGUGCUCUCCUCGCUCCGCCUCGCCCUUUCGCGUAGCUCCCUUAGCCAAUCGCAGCAGAGUGCCUGGAACCUUAAACCAGCGGCCGAUGGCAUCGCGCCUGGCGCUCACACCUGGCGCUGCCCACGCCCGCCGGCGCCCAGCGGCAGAGCAGCGGCGCGCCGCAGCCCGCCAGCGCCUGGCUGUGCAGGCGGGCACGCGCACAUUCGAAGCACGUGCUGCGCGGCCUGCUGUUGGCUGUACUGGUUGCUUUGACUGUUCAGGCGUAUGGGGCAGGGGUGGGGACAACACGUUUCCCACGUGCAGCAGCUCGCCCCUCCCGCCAGGCACCCAGCCGCGCACGCCACCCAUCCAACCACAUCGCCCCCGCCGCCUGCCCACGCCGUGCAGCUGGGCGGCGGCGUGGUCGCGGUGGCGCCCACGCGGCGGCGGCCGAAGGGCGUCGUCCACUUCCUCGGCGGCGCGUUUGUGGCGGCGGUGCCACACCUCACCUACCCCCUCCUGCUGGAGCGGCUAGCGGACGGCGGUUACACCUGCAUCGCCACUCCCUACCCCGUCACCUUCCAGCACGUGGAAUGCGCCCACGCUGUGCACGCCGCGUUCGAGGGCGCGCUGGCGCAGCUGCGCGGUGGCGGCGGCAGUGGCGGCGGCGGUGGCGGCGCGCUGGCAUCGUGGGCCGCGCCCCGCGACGCGCCCGUGCACGGCGUGGGCCACAGCAACGGCGCCCUGCUGCACCUGCUGGUGGGCUCCGGCCGGCCCGGGCGCGCCAGCAACAUUCUGAUCAGCUACAACAACCUGCAAGUGGCGGAGGCGGUGCCCGUGGGGGAUGGCUUCCAGGACUUCAGGCCCAGCCCCAUCGAGGCGCGCCAGCUCAUCGCCAGCCGCUACAGCGUGCCCAGCACGCUGCUCAUCCAGUUUUCGGACGACUCAACUGAUGAGAGCCCCGAAGCGGAGGCGUUCCUGGCGAGCGGCCGUCGGGCCGUGCGCCGCCUAGUGCUGCCCGGCACCCACGUCACGCCGUGCGGCGACCAGCUGGGCCCGCGCAUUCCGCCCGGUGGCCGCUUCGGCCCCGCAGACGCCCUGGCUAUGGCGGCGGCAGCGGCGCUGCAGGCAGACACGCACCGCCUGGCAGACAGGGUGCUGGAGCACCUGGACUCCCAGUCGUGAGCGGGGCUGCCGCGGCGGCUGUGUGUGCAGCUUGUGUGUACCAUCAUCGGCAGCAGGCUGCCUGCUGCAGCCUCACGUAUCUGCCAGCCCGUCCGUCAGUGCUGCUCAAAACGAGCCUCUCAUCCAUUCUUUGGGGCCACCUGGGGCCCGUCCUGCUUCUCAGAAAUUCGUUCUGCUUCUCAGAAAUUCAGAGUACUUGUGGGUUCUGUAAAUUCGGCUCCAGCCUUA
This is a messenger RNA of Chlorella variabilis, 1450 nucleotides long. RefSeq lists its product as hypothetical. NCBI's taxonomy places the organism in Eukaryota, Viridiplantae, Chlorophyta, Trebouxiophyceae, Chlorellales, Chlorellaceae. The transcript has 3 exons. Bases 323 to 1222 code for a protein of 299 amino acids. The record is from RefSeq and is a predicted model, not a curated record.